This is a messenger RNA of Anopheles moucheti, 4815 nucleotides long. It is a transcript of the gene Tlk, whose product is annotated as serine/threonine-protein kinase tousled-like 1. The coding region runs from base 1 to 4815 and encodes 1604 amino acids. Gene Ontology annotation, biological process: intracellular signal transduction; peptidyl-serine phosphorylation; chromosome segregation. Gene Ontology annotation, cellular component: nucleus. The transcript has 8 exons. Gene Ontology annotation, molecular function: ATP binding; protein serine/threonine kinase activity. NCBI's taxonomy places the organism in Eukaryota, Metazoa, Arthropoda, Insecta, Diptera, Culicidae. The record is from RefSeq and is a predicted model, not a curated record.
AUGAAGAACAAGCAGCAGCAACAACCGGCACCAAAGAAGCAGAAGAAGCAGCAGCAGCAAACGCAGCGACAGGAACAACCGGAGCAGCAGCAGCAGCGACAGCGUACAUCACCUACACGCUACUAUCAGCAACAAUAUCAAGAACCGCAGCAGAAGCGAAGCCUGGACGAUAUCAUGCUGAGCUCGUACUACAUCUACAUGUCGGCCGGUACGCAGCUGCAGAUGGCACCACAGACAACAAUAGUACAACAAGUUGGCCAGGUCGACCAAGCCGCAUCGCACCAUCACCACACGUCGCAUCAUCACCAGCAGCAACAGCAACAGCAACAGCAAUCGCAUCAUCAUCAUCAGCCGCACUUUAGCAGCGGCAACAAUCAGCAGCACCAUCAGCAGCAGCAGCAGCAGCAAGUGACAACGGUGCUGAGCACGCACCAGCAGCAACAGCAAAGUUCUGCUGCCGCCGCGGCAGCAAUUGCUGUUGUCCUUUCCGGUUCUGGUAGCGGUGGUGGUGGUGGUGGUGGUGGUGGCGGCGGAGGAGGCAGUGGUGGCAGCGGCAACGGCAACGGCAGCAGUGGCGGCAGCGGUGGAAGUACUGUUAACAGUGUGGGCAGUGCAACGACAGGAGGAGGAGGAGGUAGUGGAGGUGGAGGAGGCGGAGGAGGAGGUGGAGGAGGGGGAGGAGGCAGUGGAGUUAAUAAUAAUAACGGUGGGACGGGCGGCGGCGGCGGCGGCGGCGUCAGUAGCAAAGGCUCCCUGGCGGAUACGGUACAGUCCACGCCGACCACGACAACGGCGACAGCGGGAGUGGCGGUAACGACAGCAACACCCGGUACCACGGCCGCCCUGCAUCCACCCAUCCCCGUCGGCAACCUCCAGCAGCAGCAGCAGCAUCACGCUCAUCACGCGCACCACCACCAUAACAACAACAAGGAUCAGGACUCGAACAUGAGCACCGGUUCGUCGCACAGUGAUAAGGAGCCGGAAGCGAUCAUGAGCAGUCCGGUGGCAACCGCGCUACCCGUCGUUACCACCCCGACGUCCGAGAAGGUAUCGCGAACAGCGUCCGAGCGCAAGCGAAAACGGAAGGCACCGGAUGAUAACGGUGGCCCGGGGGGCGGUGGAGGUGGUGGUGUUGGUGGUGGUGGUGGUACACUGGGAAGCGCAACGAGUGGUGGUCAUUUUCGUGAUAGUAGAGAUAAUAUUAAGGGUCUGCGGUUGUCGCUGCCGGCCCACAGUGAUAAUAAGAAGAUAAAAGAUUUUUUUUCUAAACACCCGGGGCUGCCGGCGGUUGCGUCGCUCCGUGUGUCCAGUAGUAGUAGUAGCCCGUUAGUCGGUGGUGUUACCUGCAUCACUACCAUCGCGACCGCCGUCGGCAGUGGUGGCAGCAGUGCUACCGGUCCCGGCACCAACAGUAUCGCGCACGGUACGGGCGUUACCGUGCCGGUCGGUGCGCUAGGAGCAAUAUCUAAUUCCCCGCACGUGGAUCCGGGCGGUGUCGUUGGGACGGUCGGGUCCACUACCGGUCCCGCGCGGAAAAGCCCGAACCCGCAGCAGCAGCAGCAGCAACCCCAAUCGCCACAUACGGGCGGCCAAUAUCCCAUGUACCCCCCUAGUCCGCAAACGCCACUGCUAUCGGUGGGCGCCAGCAUCGGGAGCAAUGGUAACAACAGCCACAAUAGUGCAGGACCCCUGCAGCAGCAGCAGCAGCCGGAUAUGUUCAGCAGUAGUCGAACGCAGCGGCAACAGGCGGCUGCGGCCGGUUCGUCCCCUUCACCGACACCGUCAUCGGUAUCCGCGGGUGGCAGCGGCGGCGGCAGCGGCGGCGGCAGCAACAACUCUUCCGUACAAGUUCCUCCAUCCGUCUCGGCUGCGAUGGCAGCGGCAGCGGCGGUCGAGGCGGCCAAGGCAGCCGCCGCAACGUCCACCCCCUCGGCAACGACGGUGCUGUCGCCGAUCAUUACGCCACUGGUUAGCGCAACGGCCACGAGUGGUGUGACCGGCUCGGGUGUAUCCAUACAGCAACAGCAGCUGCAACAGUACCAGCCGAUCGUGCUGGUGGCGAACAACAGCAGCACCUCAUCGAUAAUGCUCCAGAAACAACCGGCACCGGUCGGUGCGGCUACCGGCCAGCAGAAGCAAACAGCACACCAAGCUCAAGGCACGCAGCAGCAGCAGCAGCAGCAGCAAUCGUCGUCCGUGGUAUCGACGCAGCAGCAACAGCAGCGCGAGUCGCAGACGCAGGCAACGAUAGCAUCCCAGCAAACGGUAUCGCAACAGCAGACCGGUCAGAACUCAACCCUCCCCGGGAGCGCGUCGACGAACCAUCAGUUGCAGUGUAACACCGCCAAUGCAACAGUGGCCGGCGGUGGCAGUAUUAGCUGUAGUAUCGGCACGACCGACCAUCACCAUCAGCGGGUCACGCUGGUGUCGUGUAAUACGAGCAGCAAUAGCAGUAGUAACGGUGGUGUCGGCAGCGGUGCUACCGGUGGUGUGGGUGGCACGACGACGGGGUCAACCACCCCUAGCGGGGAACAGGCGAGCGGCGUCGGCAGUACAAACAGCCCGCUGAUAACGACAUCCGUGGCCACCUCCACCACGAGCAACAGUGCCGGUGGCCAGAACAAUAAUUCCAUACUCCAGCUGCCGGGCGGUGCGGUCGUCACCACCACCAAGUCAAUUGGGCAGAAGCUGCAACAUCAGCAGACCACCUCCUCCACAAACACGGCACCCGGCGGUGGUGGACCGCAGCAACAGCAAAGCGACAGCAGCAGCACCAGCAACAACAACGGCAGCAACUUCGGUAGCAGCAAGUUCGGCCAGCAGCAACCGGCAACACCGACGACACCAGCGACGACGACCACGCUCAUGCUGACCAAGUUCGUGCAGACCGAUCUGACGCAGGCGGACAUUACCGAGCGGGACCACGACUUCGAAAGCAGCCGGACGCGGGUGGACGAACUGUCCCGGCUGUCCGACGAGCAGAAGUGCCAGCUGAACGUGCAUCAGAAGGCGAUCGAGCAGCACAAGAGCCAAAUCAGCAAAUGCGUCGAGGUGGUGAAAAAGCUGCUCAAGCAGAAGAGCAACAUCGAGAAGAAGGAGGCACGCCAGAAGUGUAUGCAGAACCGUCUACGGCUCGGCCAGUUUGUAACGCAGCGUGUGGGCGCCACCUUCCAGGAGAACUGGACCGACGGUUACGCCUUUCAGGAGCUGGCGAAACGUCAGGAAGAGAUCACUGCCGAGCGGGAGGAAAUCGAUCGACAGAAAAAGCUGCUAAUGAAGAAGCGGCCCACCAACAGUGAGGGUGGCCGGAAGCGUAACAAUUCGUCGGCGACGGGCGGUGGCUCGGGCUCAACCGGCGGUACCGGCGAUCGGGGUGGCGGUGGUCCGGGCAGUACCGGCGUCGGCACGGGUGCCGUUGUGGCGAUGGGCAGCAGCGGUGUGGUCGGUGGAAGUGCCGGCAAUGUGGGCGGCGGGGGCGGUGCAUCGGCGAUGCAUAAUGGCAAUGACAGUACCUUCCUGAAGCCGGACCCGGUCGUCAGCAGCAACAGCACGUUCACGCUGCAGGAGUACUACGAGUGUGACGAGAUACUGAAGUUGCGCCAGAGUGCGCUCAAGAAGGAGGACGCCGACCUGCAGCUGGAGAUGGAGAAGCUGGAACGCGAACGCAAUCUGCACAUCCGCGAACUGAAGCGAAUACACAACGAGGAUCAGUCACGCUUCAACAAUCAUCCGGUCCUGAACGAUCGAUACCUGUUGCUGAUGCUGCUCGGCAAGGGCGGUUUCUCGGAGGUGCACAAAGCGUUCGACCUGAAGGAGCAGCGCUACGUGGCGUGCAAGGUGCAUCAGCUAAACAAAGACUGGAAGGAGGAUAAGAAGGCGAACUAUAUCAAACAUGCGCUGCGGGAGUACAACAUCCACAAAGCGCUCGACCAUCCGAGGGUGGUGAAGCUGUACGACGUGUUUGAAAUCGAUGCCAACUCAUUCUGCACCGUGCUGGAGUACUGCGACGGGCACGAUCUGGACUUUUACCUGAAGCAGCACAAAACCAUCCCAGAGAAGGAGGCACGAUCGAUCAUAAUGCAGGUCGUAUCGGCUCUAAAGUAUCUGAAUGAGAUCAAACCGCCGAUCAUACACUACGAUCUGAAGCCGGGCAACAUUCUGCUUACCGAGGGCAAUGUGUGCGGUGAGAUCAAAAUUACCGACUUCGGUCUGUCAAAGGUGAUGGACGAAGAGAACUAUAACCCCGACCAUGGUAUGGACCUUACGUCACAAGGUGCUGGAACUUAUUGGUAUCUGCCACCGGAGUGCUUCGUUGUCGGUAAGAAUCCCCCGAAAAUCUCGUCCAAGGUGGAUGUCUGGAGCGUCGGCGUCAUCUUUUACCAGUGUCUGUAUGGCAAGAAGCCGUUCGGUCAUAACCAGUCCCAGGCGACAAUACUGGAGGAAAAUACAAUUCUCAAGGCGACCGAGGUGCAGUUCGCCAACAAACCAACCGUAUCCAAUGAGGCGAAGAGCUUCAUACGGGGGUGUCUCGCGUACCGUAAGGAGGACCGGAUGGAUGUGUUCGCACUGGCCAAGCACGAGUACCUGCAGCCACCAGUGUCGAAGCACAACCGGUCGUCUAACGCGCAGAACCAGCAUGCGGGCGGACAGAACAGCAGCACCAGCGGCACUGGUGCCGGUGGUGGCGGUGGCGGCGGUGGUGGCGGUGGCGGCGGUUCCGGUGGGUCUGGCGGGGCCGGUGGUAAUCAGGUCGGUCAGCAGACAUCAUUUUCCACCGGCAUGUUCGGCAACAUGAACCAGUCUAGUUCGUCUUAG